Molecule: messenger RNA, 399 nt
Organism: Octopus sinensis (East Asian common octopus)
Lineage: Eukaryota; Metazoa; Mollusca; Cephalopoda; Octopoda; Octopodidae
Exons: 1
Coding region: 1-399 (132 amino acids)
Source: RefSeq, a predicted model, not a curated record
AUGGUUGCUACAUUAUGGAAUGGGGCUCCGGCUUUAUCAACAGUGCAAAAGUGGGCAGCUGAAUUUAGGACGGGAAGGAAGAGUCUUAAAGAUGAUCCAUGGUCUGAGCGUUCUGAAACUGCCACCACCGAGGAAAAUAUUGAUUAUGUUCAUCACAUGGUGAUGGAUGACAAACAAUUCACUAUAAAUCAAAUAGCAGAUACAGUUAGCAUAUCUCGUGAGAGUGUUGAGAAUAUUCCGUACAAUGAACUUGACAUGACGAAGGUUUCCGCUUGUCUUCUGACACCCGAUCCGCGUCUUCUGACGCCUGAGGAAAAGCGCACCAGGCUGAUUACUUCAUGGCAAAACCUGAGAUUGUUUGAAGCAGAUCAAGCUACACUAUGUUUCCGUUUAUUAUGA